AUGACUCCCGUACACUUCAGCUUCACUUUGGCAUUUACCCUAGGGUUCUCAGGCCUAGCCUUCCACCGAAAACACUUAUUAUCCGCCCUCCUUUGUCUAGAAGCAAUAAUAUUAUCAUUGUACAUUGCUAUAGCCUUAUGAUCUUUCCAAACAGAAUCCACCGUAUUCUCCUCAGCCCCGAUAAUGCUACUAGCCUUUUCCGCCUGCGAAGCCAGUGCAGGCCUAGCCCUCCUAGUAGCUACUUCACGUACACAUGGCACAGAUCACCUGAUAAAUCUUAAUCUACUACAAUGCUAA
This is a messenger RNA of Anguilla anguilla (European eel), 297 nucleotides long. NCBI's taxonomy places the organism in Eukaryota, Metazoa, Chordata, Actinopteri, Anguilliformes, Anguillidae. The record is from the annotation of a RefSeq genome assembly.